This is a messenger RNA of Bicyclus anynana (squinting bush brown), 5764 nucleotides long. RefSeq names its product GRIP and coiled-coil domain-containing protein 2 (gene GCC185). The coding region runs from base 200 to 4513 and encodes 1437 amino acids. The transcript has 14 exons. NCBI's taxonomy places the organism in Eukaryota, Metazoa, Arthropoda, Insecta, Lepidoptera, Nymphalidae. The record is from RefSeq and is a predicted model, not a curated record.
UUGAGUUUGACUUUUUGUAAUUUGUACGUCUGUACGACUACAAGUAUAUAUAUUUUUGCGUUUGGUUGAUUUGGUUUUGGAUUUUUAUCUAUUCAAUUGUAAUGUUUCUGUACUAUUCCAACGCAUUGACAAAGUAAUAUCCCUUCGUAACCUAAUUAUAUUGAUAUGCAAUAAAGACGGCAUAUGUGAAUUCUCAAUUAUGGACAAACAUUCAGAGAAGAGGCAAGACCAAGGUCCUAAGAAAAGCCCAUUUGAUGACCUAAGCAGAGAGGAACUUGUAUCAAAAUGUAGAGGCCUUCUUGUCAUCGCCCAGAAGGCUAAACAGGCUAAAACAGAACUACACAUUGAGGUUGAUAAAUAUAAAACACAGCUACAAGAAUAUGAAGCUGAAAAAAAGAAUAAAUUGGACAAUGUUCAAAUGUUACAAGAACUUGUUGAUUCUUUGACAGAACAAAAACUGGCUUUUAUAACUGAAAUUGACACAGUGCAAAGUAAAGUCAGAGCUCUUACUAACAAGUGCAAUAACUAUGAAGAAGAAAUUAAUAAAAUGAAGGCUGAUUUGAUUUUGAAAGAUCAAAACCUUGCAACUGCAUCAUUAAAGUUAUCAGACCUUGAUAGCGAAGUAAUAUCCCUUAAGAGGCAAAACAACAGACUUCUGGAGGAAAAUGAACAACUUAUAACACAACUGACAGAGCUUGAAACUAGAACUGAAGAAUUCAAUAAAAUUGGUUUACAACAAAGAGAACAAUUAAAAGUUCUGGAAGAAAAAGUUCAUCAAGAUGAAUCUUAUCAAGUAAAAUUAGAAGAGCUCAACAAAAAAAUUAAAGAAUUAGAAACGUGCGCAAAAAAAUCUAGCCAUGAACACAAAGCUGAAUUUAAAGAAAAUGAAAUAAAGGAGCUUACAAAGCUGUAUGAUGCUGAAAAAUCCAAGUUAGACAAAGCUAACAUUAAAUUAAGAAGCUACAAAGAUAAAAUACUUAAGUGUGCAAAUUGUAUAAACCAAUUGAAGAAUUCAAGGUUCAUUUUGACAAAAACUGUAAAAGAGUAUUCAGAAAAUAUUCCUAAGUGGCAAAAUGAAAUUAUUAAUGCAUCUAAAGAAUUUGAUAUACAGAUGCAAAAGUUGAACAAUGAAAAUAUUUCUUUAAGAGAAAUGUUGGAUAAUAAAGAAAAAGAAUUUAAUAAAAUUUCUUCAGCACAAGAGAACACUGAUAAAUUAACCAACAAAAUGAAUGAAGUUCAAGGUGCAAAUGAAGAAUUGCAGUCCAAAGUGUCUGAACUAAAACAAAAGCUUGAUGAUGCUUAUUUAUAUGUUGAUAAACUAAAAAAUGAAAUAACAGUUUUAAAAUCUAAAGAAAUAGAUAUAAACAAACUGAAUGACCUAAUUCCAGAAAAUAUUUCACUAAAGGAACAAUUGAACCAUUCUGUAUCACAAUUAUCUACACUUAAUGCAAAGUUAAAUGAACUGGAAACAACAGUACACAAUUUACUAGAAAAAAAUGCAGAUCUCGAUAAGCAAUUAAAUUUUAAACGCGAUACUGAUGAUGUAAAAGAAAAGAUGUUUUACCAAAUUAAAGCGUUAGAAUCAGAAAAGUCUACCUUGGUAAAAGAAAAAUUAAAUGCUAAAGAGGCUAUAAUAGAAUUAGAAAAUCAAAAUAAAAUUUUAAAUGAUCAAUUCAAUAAACUCAAAUUAGAAAAGCUAACCUUAAAGGAACAAUUUGAAUCCAUGUCUCUGGAAAAUACAAAAAUCAAAAAUGAUUAUAAAUUAGACAAAGACCAUUGCAUAAAAGAUUUAAAAAUGGAAACAAAUACCUUGAAAGAACAAUAUGAUAACAUUAAAAAGGAAUAUGACAACUUAAUGGAUUUAAAUGGCUUACUACAAGAAGAAGUAGAAACCCUCAAACUAUCUUUAGAGCAACCAAAGGAUGACUCUGAACAUUUCACAGAUUUAAAUGUAUCUUUGCAGGCAGAUAUUGUGAAAUUAGAAACGAAAUUGUCUGCAUAUAAACAAGAAAAUGCUUCACUUUUAUUAGAAGUUAAAGAAUCUCGUAAUAAAGUAAAAGAAUUUGAUAAUCUUGCUUCUGAAUACGAAGAUGCAAAAUCAAAACUGGUAAGUUAUAAAACUGAAAAUGCAGAGUUGCUUAAUGAAAUGAAAGAGAUUAAUCAAGUUUUAAAAGAACGAGGUGAAUCUAUAUCUAAGCUUCAAAAGGCUGUGUCUGAAAUGGAAAGGCUUAUUGAAACUUUAGAGAAAGAUAGAGACGAUGUUAAAUUAGAAAAAGAUAAUCUUAUUGAAAAAGUGGCGACUUUAGAAAAUGAUCUCAAGAAUGCUAAACAAAAUAACUCUAAACAUAGUCAAACCAUGGAAAACAUAGUCUUAGAAAGAGAUAAUGUGCUAAAAUCUCUACAGGAGAAGGAAUUGAUAAUUUGUGGACUAAAAGAGGAUUUGGAUAGAAUGAAACAACAAACUUGCACUUCCACUGACCUGCCUAAUGAAGACAUGUCCACUUCAACAAUUUCUAGAGCAGAAGAAAAUGCACGAAUGAAGGAUUUAGAUGAAACCUUUGAAGAAAAAUAUACUAAAUUGAGAAUGUUUGCUUUGAAACUUAAAAAAAAGUUAAAUGAAACAACAGCUCUAUUGCAAAUGUCAGAACAGGAAAAAUCAAAACUAAAAAAGAUGUUGGUUGAUAAUACCUCUGAAGAUAAACAAAACCUUUUGAUAAAUCAAGAUGUGGUAGACGGCCCUAAAAAUGUUGAAUGUAAAGUACAGAGUUCUGAUUAUACCUUAGACUUGGAGAAUAAAUUAAAAAAAAUAACUGCAGAUCUUGAAGUGGCUACUGUAAAAAUACAGUCUUUAGAAACUGAUAUACUGAUGAAGAAGCAACAGUUAGCUGCUGAAAUAGAGGCACAUAAAAUUACAAAAGAACAAUUAGAAAAAGCAAUGAGAGAUGUUAAGAAAAAGAAUGUUUUAAGUUUAGAAAUGGAAGAUUACGAAAGGUCGAUGAAAGACCUUACAACUAAAAUGGAAGAUAACAAGAAAAAGAUCGUACAGAUGGAAUCAACUAUUGAUGCACAAGAAGGGACAAUAACAGCUAUGAAAACUCAAAUAAAACUACUAGAAGAACAAAUAAAAACCGAAGAAACUCAAAACAGACAUCUUAAAGAAGAAUUACAGCAAGUAAUAGAGGAUAGUAAAGAAAAAGAUAAUAUAAUAAAUUCAAAAAAAGAUAUCAUUACAAAACUAAUGCAAGAACUUGAAGAUGAAAAGAGGAAAAAUGAAGAAGCUGAAGUAGAAAUGACAGCAGUUCUCAGUGAAAAGGAAAAAAUUAUAAUGAGUUUUGGUGAUGAGAGAACAGAAUUGAAUAGUAGGAUGAAGAAAUUAGAGUUCAAAUAUGCUGACUUAAAUGAAAAGUUACAUAUAACUAAUAUUGAAUUAGCAGACUUAAAAACAGAGUACACUAGUUAUAAAGUAAGGGCUCAAGCAGUAUUACGUCAAAAUCAGACAAUCGACCACAGUCAAGAGGAACAGUUAAAAGAGGAGACUGCUGCUCUUAAGGCUCAAGUUGAUACAUUGACUCAAAACCUUUCAACAAUGCAAGAGCAAAAUGCAGAGUUAAUUGCAGAAGUAGAAGCUGGGAGAAAACGACUAUCUGACGCCAGCGCAGAAUCUGCGCGAGCUCACCAGAGGACCGCGCGCUUACAGACCGACUUAACGCGACUGUCGCAGCAACUGGAGUCUGAAAGAUCUCAACAUAAACUACAGGUAUCUACAUUAACACAAUGCUACAAAUCGCAAAUAAGCGAGCUGGAAGCCAAAUUGCAAAAGGAUACGGAUAAUAUGAAAAAGCAGAUUGCACUAUUACAAGAGAAUGCAAAGGCUGGCAACUCUAACAUUGAGUCCAGCCGUGAAAAAUACAUGCUUCCAGUCAUACCGAGAGAGGAUGGAAGCGAUGGAGAAAUGGAUAUCAACGUGACUCUCAUACCCAGGGAGGAGGGAGAGGGUUCCGAAUCGGCUCCUUCGCCACCGUUAGCGAAAUCCUUAUUAACAAGUGGCGGUAGAAGAUCCCCCGUGCCGCUGGAGAGACUUCUAGAAGAAGGGGUUCCAGAUAACGACACAUUUGACACGUCGUCACUCGGUCUCACUCCCGAACAAGAGAUUGCAGACUUGAGAAGAAAAAUUCAAGCUCAACAACAGAGAGUGAAGCACGUGACAGUGCUGCUGGCGGAGUCGGAGCGUGAGGGCGCGCGGCUGGCGCAGCUGAGUGAGCUGCUGAAGGCGGAGCUUCGCCGCGUGCGUGCCUCCGCCACCAAUGCGCACAACACCGAGUACAUGAAGAACGUCACGCUCAAGUUCCUGACGUUGCCGCCCGGAGACGAGCGCAGUCGACUGGUGCCGGUGUUGCAGAAAAUUCUGACACUGUCAUCUGACGAAACACACAAAAUACAGGCCCUCGCUAAAGGGCAAGAUCCGAAUCCCAAAGGUUGGGGAAGCUACCUCCCGUGGCCAGGCGGAAAGUAAAAGUCCAAUUUGCAACGAUUAUGUCAAAACAUAAAUAUCUUAAAAAUCUGUGAUCCAAAUUAAUUAGUCGCGUUAUUGUAAUGGCCGUAACCACAAUAAUUUGGUGUUUUUAUGAGGUGGUAUGUAAUAAAACUCUUGAUGAAAAAUAAUUAAACUUCAUUAUUUUAUUAGGCAAUUAAUUAAUGUAUUUAUUUAACGUAACAAUAAUAAUUAUGUAGGUAAACGCAAAAACAAGUUACUUAACAUUCGUGUUCUUUGAAAUAAUAAGCAAUAACUCGUUUGUCACCACAGGUGAUUUGAAAACAAGUAUAAAGUAUAUUAAAUGUAGGUAAUUGUAAAAUAUUUUUGGUUUAAUGAGUAAACUACAUUUUAUUUUUGAAUUUCUAAAUAUAUUAUAUAUGUAUCAUUCAGGGUAAUUAUUUCAAGAAAAUGAGUUUAAUAACGCCAUUUUAACAUUAACUGAUAUUCAUUAAUGAAGAAUAUAUGAAUAAUGUAAAUACAUAAUAUAAUAUAUUAAGUAUGUACAUAUAUCGACAAGUCACACGAUAUCGUAGUACAGUGUUAUAAAAAAUGGUCAUAUUCACGGCUUUUGGGCCUAUUAUAGUUCUGUGCCCAGGUUCUAGGCUGUAAUAUAAUCAAAUUGUAUUGAGGAAAAUAGACAUUCCAUCGCAUUUUCACAUUUUAUACUUUAAAGUUUGUAAAAUAUAUAUCAUAUGUAUUUACCUAUCUAUCAUAAUUUAUAAUAAAAUACAAUGCCUGACAGAAAAAGUAAAAAAAAAUGUUACCGACAUUUAAUAAUUGCCAUUAUAGUAGUUUAAAACUAAACAUGUAAAUAAUAUAUUAUAAAAUAAUGUUAUGGGGUUUUUAGUAAUACCUACUCACAAUAUUUACCACCCAAAAAUGAGAUUUUGAUUUAUUAUGAAACUAAAAAUAAAUAAUUAUGAAUCCUAAAUAUAUUGAGAGUUUCGCAAAAAAGAUACACAGCAAGUUUAUUGGUAUAGACAAUUUUAUUUUAUAUUUAUCUACUUUAAAUCUAAAUGUACCUACACAUUCUAAAGAAAUGUCGAGCUCGAAACGUUUGUUUCGUUUUAUAAACGUUGAUUAUUAUAUAUUUUUUUUUGUAAUCUAGGAUAAUUAUGUAAUUAUUUUAACGUAACUUAAUAUGAACGUUUCUGGCCCGAGAAAUUACAAAGUAGUUAUAAGAAUAUUUAAUCAAUCGAAAUAUAGAUACAUAAAAUGAUUAUAAAUAUA